This is a messenger RNA of Scylla paramamosain (green mud crab), 2179 nucleotides long. RefSeq names its product glutamate receptor ionotropic, delta-2-like. The transcript has 13 exons. NCBI's taxonomy places the organism in Eukaryota, Metazoa, Arthropoda, Malacostraca, Decapoda, Portunidae. The record is from RefSeq and is a predicted model, not a curated record. The coding region runs from base 1 to 2037 and encodes 678 amino acids. Gene Ontology annotation, molecular function: ligand-gated monoatomic ion channel activity. Gene Ontology annotation, cellular component: membrane.
AUGACUCAAGGAGCAGUGCUUGCCCAGGACAUCAGCGUUGCCAUGCGGGUAAAGAAGAAAUAUCCCUCCCAGCCCAUCAGCCUCUCCGACCGCUACAAAUAUGUGUUCAUGUGGCUUUGUGGAACGUCCGCCAGAAGCAUCGCGAGGCAGCACGGCUGUAUUAAUAAUGAAGGUUGUUCUUGUAUUUUGCCUCCGAAGAGAGGCAGGAGUGGAGCGUGGUGGGGGGCGGUGGAGUCAGUGCUCACCAGCCACGCCCCGUGCCAGCACGCUUGCCUGCUGCUUGCUGACCAACAUGAGGAGUUAGAGGUGACGCAAGCGCCGCGGGGCGUCAGAGUGCUGCGGGCGGUAGGCGACAGCGUCAACGGUUCUGAUGGAAGCCACGGCCGCCUCAGGGAGACGGUUGACGGGGUUCGUGAGCUAGGAGAGGUGUGGCAGUGCCUGGUGGUGGUGGUGGUGAGUGAUGACCCAGCCUUCCUCGCCGCCUUCGCUCACCUGUCACUCAGGCGUCACGCCCUCAGGUGGUCCACGAGGAUCCUUGUCCUCACUCGCCUCCCUCUCAGCCACCUUGGCGGCCUGCAUGGCCUUCUCUCCAACAGGAACGCCAUGCUGCUCCGAAUCCAAGAUCAUAAAACUUCCAGAUCUGUCAGGCGGGUGGGCGUGUUCGUGUGGCAGCCGUACAGCGCCCGCGGCAGCACGCCCCUGAGGGUGGCCACCUGGACGCCGCACGGGAGGCUGACUCUCGCCUCCCACAUGUCGCUCUUCCCCGAUAAGUUCUCAGUGUUCAGCUCCGCGCCGCGCCUGAAGGUGGUGGUGGAGCUGCUCCCUGGGCACAGCCUGUCCUGGGUCGACGACGCGGGCGAGCCCGGCGGUCGUCGCCUGGAAUACACGGGGUACAUAAGUGACGUUGUGAAGUACUUUGCUACAAGGAUGAACUUCACAACUACGUAUGUGUUGUCCCCCGAGAGAACCUUCGGCAGCAGAAUGCCGGACGGCUCCUGGACCGGCAUGAUCGGCAUGGUGGUGCGGGAGGAAGCGGAUUUUUCACCGGGGCCUUUCGCAUUCAGUCACGUUCGAUACGAAGCUGUCGAUUACACAUAUGCGCUCUUCCAUGCAAGCGUAAAAAUACUUAGCGGUCUAACUGGACUAGAGACAGACCCGUGGGGCUUCCUGCUGCCCCUCACGCCCCUGGUGUGGGCAGUCACCCUGGCGGCGCUGCUGGGGGUGCUCCUCGCCCUACAGCGGCUUCCAUCCUGCUUGCCCGGCAGGUCGCUUUUUCGCGGCGAUUGGUCGGACAACACAUCAAGCUCUGUCCGCGUCCUCCUGCAGCAAGACGUGGUGUGGCCCGCGGAGUGGUGGUGGUGGGAGCGUCUGCUGCUGGGGCUGUGGAUGCUGACGGUACUAGUGUUAUCAAAGAGUUACUCCGGCAACCUCAUGUCCCUGCUGGCCGUGAGAUACGUACCGCAGCCCUUCCAGACUGUGAGGGACGUCCUGGACCACCCGAGCGUGGUCAUGAUCUGGCAAAAGUAUUCCACUUACGAACAGCUUGUCAGGGACGCCACAUACGGGGAGAUACGAGAGGUGGCCGGAUUGGAGAAGGAGGGUCGCCUGGAGUUCCACAGACAGGCGCGCUAUAUGGAGAGUCUCGACACCCUGGUGAGGGUGGGCGGCCACGUGCUUGUCGAUACUGAGAACUCUCUGAAGAAGCUCAUUGCCUCAGACUUCACCAACAAAGGGCGGUGUGACUUUUACCUCUCCAGAGAUGGGUUUCUUUAUUCUUCGUUCGGGAUGGUAAGCCAGAAGACCAAUCCUCUCGUACAUGAAUUCAACAAGAGAGUUCUGGUAUUAAGGGAGCAGGCUUUAAUUCAAUAUGGGAUGGAGAACGUUCCAAAUUUUACCGAGUGUGAAAACAUUCCCAAGAAGAUGUUGAUUAUGUCAUCCUUCUCUGUCUCUAACAUCUGGGGAGUGUUUGUGUUGCUGGUCGGGUGUCUGAUUGCCGCCCUGGUGGUGUGGUGCAUGGAGCUCACGUGCCGCCGCUAGGAAGAUUCACUCACUCUCCCCCCACCCAAAGUUUCACAGGGUCAUUAAUGGAUUAGCUAAUGAAUAAAACGGGAAUAUCGGAUAACUCUCACUGCUUGUCUAUCUUUGUGUCUAUGCAUCUAUAUAUUUAUGAAAGAAUAAA